This is a messenger RNA of Trichosporon asahii var. asahii CBS 2479, 1617 nucleotides long. RefSeq lists its product as uncharacterized. The transcript has 5 exons. The record is from RefSeq and is a predicted model, not a curated record. The coding region runs from base 1 to 1617 and encodes 538 amino acids. NCBI's taxonomy places the organism in Eukaryota, Fungi, Basidiomycota, Tremellomycetes, Trichosporonales, Trichosporonaceae.
AUGAAGCUCGCCCUCGUUCCUUUGCUGGCCGCCAUCGGUACCACCGCUGCUCCCGUCCACCACCAAGAGCGUCGGGAAGAGCUUCACGCUGCUCGUCAUGGCACCCUCCCUCUUGAGAUGUUGCCCAUGCUCCCGACAGAUGCCCUCCACCCACUCGAACGUGCGACUUCGAGCGCCUUCUCGCUGAUCGAUGUGCCAUGCGCAAGAGCGAUUGUCGAUAUGGGUCUGAUCCUCACAUCUCGCACCCGUCCACUCACCUCGCAUAUCUACGACACUGACUGGUUUGCGCUAUCUCUACUCACUCAGUUCACAUCACCGGACCACCUCCUGGAGUACGAGCCGAGCAUGGCCCCCUUAGCUAUCCCCGUCCCCUUCCCGGGGCCGUAUCCCAGCCUCCGCGACCCCGACGUCCCCGGAAUCACAUUCAGCAAAGAGAAAGGUUGGGUCUUUCACGGUGCACCCGACAACAUGAACUUCGUCCUUCCCAUGGGCACAAUCGGCGGCGACAUCUAUCCUCGCACCAUCACGCUCACGAACCAACACCAUGAACAGGAGGACACCUCACUGAACAAGAUGAUCUGGGGUGGUUUGCCAAUCACUAAAACCGAACUUGAUGCGGUCGAGCAGGCCGUCGAUGACAACUUGAAGGACCUCAACAAUCUCGAACCGGGCCGCUUGCAGCAGCGUAUCACUGACUUCGAGGCGAAGCGUGCCAAGGCGUGCGUCGGCGUUCUCAUGCGUAUCCUUCACGAGGAAGAACUUGCUGCGGACGACCCCGCCGAUCUGUACCUCAAUCUGGCGCAGGCUCCCAAAUGGGAACCGCUGACCCAAGCUCUUUACCGCACCAGCAAUCUCGUCAGUGACAUCGACCCUCUCAGCCACAUCUCCGUGGCCGCGCUGUAUGCCCUCAGCCUUCUCGAGCUUCAUCCAUGGAUCAACUCUCCGAUCCUCGUUAACUCCGACCCAGCUUUCGCAGUCAUUGCCCCCCUUCAGCGUCAGCUGUGGGGCAGCCUUGCCGAAGCGUGUCUCACCCAUGCUCAGUCCCUCUUGGGACCCGAUGAAGACGCAGCGGCCAGGUGGGCCAAACAUGCGCUGCGUGUGUCCCAGAUCUGCCUCAGCGACCGUUACAUUACCCGCGACAGGCUCUUCAGCGCAUUCCAAGGUGCGCUGUCUCCUCCAGCUCUUCUUCGUAUACAUCAGCUGACAAAAGUCAUGUCGCUCGCGCAGAUCGUGAGCGUGCCCCCCACCGAACGCCGCGUCUGGGCCACCGAGGCGUGCACGCCCGCGCAAGCCGAGGCGAAGCUCCGUGACGGCCAGUCUCUCAUGCGCAUCGCAUGGUCAUCUCUCUACCUGCUCGCCGAGUUUGGCACGGACUGGGACCGCAAGAGCGACAGGGCACACGACAACUGCCUCACCUCUCACACGUGUGGGACCUAUGAUCGGUUCGUCAACUUCAUGCAGGACGAGUUUGCGCAGAAACAGGUCCACGGGGUCGGCCACAUGGCCAUCUACUACGACCCCACGCCUUGCGGGCUCAAGAACGGUCUGCCUCACUACUGCUGCGAGCGCGGUGGUUGUGGAGUGAAGCCCAAGGAGCUCUGCAUAGUCACGCCGUGA